Messenger RNA from Nylanderia fulva, 2146 nucleotides. Its product is annotated as nuclear RNA export factor 1. The record is from RefSeq and is a predicted model, not a curated record. Gene Ontology annotation, cellular component: nucleus. Gene Ontology annotation, biological process: poly(A)+ mRNA export from nucleus. Gene Ontology annotation, molecular function: RNA binding; protein binding. Lineage: Eukaryota; Metazoa; Arthropoda; Insecta; Hymenoptera; Formicidae.
CCUAACCUAAUCAUCGAUCUAACCUCAAAAAUUUGUAAACAAGAGAAAAGGAUACUAAAACUAUUUUUAUCGAUACAUAAAAUAAUUUCGAUGAUUUAUAAAUGUCAAUUUUGACUUAAUCAUCAAUCUAAACUGAAUUGAUGAUCCAAGAACAGUGAUAUCAAGAGCUUGGGGUAAACAAUGGCAUCGCCGUCAACGUCAGCGGAGAAUCCACCAUCAUGGGAGCCGCAUCGAUUGACAUAUCUCAAACCAUCCUUUGACAGUCACGAAUUGGCUCUCGCGAGUCGCAAGGAUCUCUGGCACAAGUUCAUCAUCUUCGACGGCGCCCGGUAUGGAAGAACCGACGUCCUGCGAGCUGUCGUAACCGCCAGCGAGCCAGCGAUCUUACUCCCGAUUAUGUACACCAUCGAGGAUAAGCAGAAAAGUAGCUUUCUUGCGAAAUGUAGCAACAAUGUCAUAGAAAAUCUAGUGAAGCAAGGAUUGUGCGUAACAUUGCCGCGUGGUCAGGAACUGCAUCUGGACAUUGUAUUGGGUUUUCUUGGUACGAAGGAAUUGCAAGUGAACACGAACAGAAUCAUAGCACAAGCUUUACAUUCCAGAUACGAACCGAUGAAGAAGAUAUUCAAUUUAGACGACUUUGAAAACGAGAAAGCUCUGGGUUCGAUAUUCUGUCCCAUUUCGAUACCAAAAAUUCUGGAUCUGGUCUUGCGUUGCAGCAAAAUGGGGAUUAUGGGCAAUAGUCGCGAGUCCCAGCAAUCGCGAUUGCCCGUUCGCGAAUUGAGUAUGAAAAACAACAAGCUGACGGCUAUCAUUCUAUUUGAUAAGUUCUUUAAUUAUCAUUUAACUAAGCUGGACUUGAGGCACAAUCAGAUUUUGGACGUGGAGUUACGUUACUUCUGCGAGUUCAAGAUCAGCGAAUUGUGGUUGGACGGAAAUCCAUUGUGCACAAGGUACACCAACUCUCAGGAGUACAUACAGGCGGUAAAGAACGUUUUUCCGCACUUGCAGAAGUUAGAUGGAAUCGUGAUAGGAAUGGAGAAGAAAUUUGUGCCGAGCGUGCAAAGUAAUUAUCUCGGCAGUGGAACAAAAAUAUCUCUGAUCAAGCAGUUUGUCAAGCAUUUCUUCACCCUGUACGAUCAAGAAGAUAGAAUAGUUAUGAAUGGUCUGUAUGACAGAAACGCGUUCUAUUCCAUGACACUGGGUACUGUAACAAAUCAUGUGCAUAAAGAGAUCAUCAAGACAUUUUCCACAAAUAGAAACUUAUUGAAAUUUGUUGACUAUGCUAAAUGUAACGAAUUCUUAUUUUGCGGACCUGAAAAGAUAAUUAGUGCUUUGAGACGGCAGCCACCAACGUCACACAACUUUAAAACAUUUCAUAUUGACUUGUUGCAUGAAGAAGAUAAUUGUCUAGCUAUUGCGGUGCAAGGAUUAUUUUCGUAUCGAGUAUUACUCUGCCCACCUAUGUUAUUCAAUAGAACUUUAAUUAUUAUUAAAAAGGACGAUAAUGAAUACUGUAUUGUCAAUGAUCAAUAUUAUGUUGACGGUACACCGGCCAGUGCAUUUAACGAAACAAGGUUUGAACAAAAAUCCGCGCCUAAAUUUACUCCUACAGUACUUAGUGUAUCGGAAAAGGAACAACUGCUUAGAUUUUUACGUGAGCUUACUACAAUGAAUAUUCGAUAUUGUUAUAAAUAUCUACAAGAAGCAGGCUGGGACAUAAGAAAUGCUAUUACUACAUUUAUGAAGAAUUAUGCAGUUAAUGAUGUUUCUCCAGAAGCUUUUCAAUAGAUUAAUCAUCAAGAUAGAGGUUAAUGUAAUUUUUAAAAAAAUGUAUAAUUUUGUGUAAAUAUAUACAUAUAUAAUACAUAUUUUUGAACGAAAAAGUCUUUUGUCGUUUCAAUUGUAAAAAAGGUUUUAUACUUAAUUAUUUACACAAAUCUAAUAGACUAAUUCUUUGAUAUUAACAACCUUGCUGCAUAUUUAACAGAGCAAUAGUUUUAGUGAUGUAAGGCAUCGUGUUGACAUUGGAAUUUACUCCCAAUUCAAAUACCCUCUGCAUCAAUGGUAACGCGUGCUCUGCAAAGAAAGAUAUAAGAAUUUAUAAAACUAUAUUGACAUAAAUAAACAUCAAAAUAUGUAAAUUUAA